Sturnus vulgaris (Common starling) is the source of this 2832-nucleotide messenger RNA. It is a transcript of the gene FSTL5, whose product is annotated as follistatin like 5. Lineage: Eukaryota; Metazoa; Chordata; Aves; Passeriformes; Sturnidae. Gene Ontology annotation, biological process: regulation of BMP signaling pathway; multicellular organism development; cell differentiation. The record is from RefSeq and is a predicted model, not a curated record. Gene Ontology annotation, molecular function: calcium ion binding; protein binding. Gene Ontology annotation, cellular component: extracellular region.
CAUUUGCACGAGGACCCGUCGAGCUGGGGUUUUGUUUCUUUCCCCCACGUAGAUUUUAGUGACUCUUGGACAAGAAACAGACCUGUAAAGAUGUUUAUGUGGUGGUCUGCUGUUUCACUUCUUGGAUGCGUUUUGCUGGGAGCAGAUGGCUGGCCAGUCAAGGAAGGAUAUGACUUUAGGCCCUAUCAGCCCCUAGUAAGAUUACGGCACAAGCAGGAAAAGCAUCAUGAAAGCUCAAGAAAUAAAGGGUAUCUUGGUUGGGAAGGCCAUUUUGGAUCAUGUGAGAGCAAGUACUGUGGUCUGGGCAGACACUGCGUUGUGAAUGGGAAGACUGGCCAAGCUGAGUGUCUGUGCAUGGAGCACUGCAAGCCACAUUACAAACCUGUCUGUGGGUCUGAUGGAGAAUUCUAUGAAAACCACUGUGAAGUGCACCGAGCUGCCUGUCUGAAAAAGCAAAAGAUCACCAUUGUACACAAUGAAGAUUGUUUCUUUAAAGGGGAUAAAUGCAAACCUACUGAAUACACUGAAGUGAAAAAUAUGUUACUGGAUCUACAAAAUCAGAGAUACAUUGCAGAAUCAAAAGAUAAAUCUGUUGGUGAGAAAAUGGUGUUAAAGAAACUUCUUAUAGAUCAAAUGUUCAAUUAUUUUGAUUCAGACAACAAUGGACUUGUGGAUACUAAUGAGUUAUCUCAGGUAAUAAAACGGGAUGAGCUUGGCAAGGAACCGUCUGACUGCUCUGUGUUCGAUUUGCUGAAAUACGAUGAUUAUAAUGGUGACAAGCACCUCGCCCUAGAAGAAUUCUAUAGAGCUUUUCAUGUAGUUCAGCUGGAUCUGCCUGAAGAUCAAAAAAUAAGCACCACUGCAGCAACAGUGGGACAGAGUGCUGUCUUAAGUUGUGCCAUCCAGGGAACCCUGAGACCUCCCAUCAUCUGGAAGAGGAACAAUGUCAUUCUGAACAGCUUAGAUUUGGAAGAUAUCAGUGAUUUUGGAGAUGAUGGGUCCUUGUACAUCACUAAGGUUACCACAACUCAUAUAGGAAAUUACACCUGCUAUGCUGAUGGGUAUGAUAAGGUCUAUCAAACUCAUAUUCUCCAAGUGACUGUUCCACCAGUUAUCCGAGUCUACCCAGAGAGCCAGGCGAGGGAGCCAGGUGUGACAGCUAGCCUUCGGUGCCAUGCUGAAGGUAUUCCCAACCCACAACUUGGUUGGCUGAAGAAUGGAAUUGAUAUCACUCCAAAGUUGUCCAAACAGUUAACUCUUCAAGCAAAUGGUAGUGAGGUUCACAUCAGCAAUGUGCGUUAUGAAGAUACAGGAGCAUACACUUGCAUUGCAAAGAAUGAAGCAGGGGUGGAUGAAGAUAUUUCUUCUCUCUUUGUGGAAGAUUCUGCUCGGAAGACUCUUGCAAACAUAUUGUGGCGAGAGCAAGGUCUGGGAAUUGGGAACAUGUUUUAUGUUUUUUAUGAAGAUGGCAUCAAAGUAAUACAACCAGUGGAAUGUGAAUUUCAGAGGCAUAUUAAGCCUAGUGAAAAACUCCUCGGUUUUCAGGAUGAAGUUUGUCCCAAAGCAGAUGGUGAUCCUGUUCAGCGGUGUAUUUGGGCAACUGCUGUUAAUGUAAAAGACAAGUUCAUAUAUGUGACUCAGCCCACACUUGACAGAAUUCUCAUUGUUGAUGUACAGUCUCAGAAAGUUGUACAGGCAGUGAGUACAGAUCCUGUUCCAGUGAAACUACACUAUGAUAAAUCACAUGAUCAAGUCUGGGUGCUGAGCUGGGGAGACAUGGAAAAGAAUUCACCAACUUUGCAGGUGAUAACACAAGCCAGUGGGAGUGUUUCUCAUCACACAAUCCAUACUCAGCCAGUGGGAAAGCAGUUUGACAGAGUGGACGACUUUUUCAUUCCAGCUACAACCCUUAUCAUUACCCAUGUCCGGUUUGGAUAUAUUCUUCAUAAGGACGAUCCCAUGCUCCAGAAAAUUGAUCUAGAAACUAUGUCUUACAUCAAGACAAUUAGUUUAAAGGAUUAUAAUUGCAUUCCUGAGUCACUGGCUUAUACACAUCUUGGAGGGUAUCUUUUUAUCUGCUGUAAGCCUGACAGCACUGGGGCUGUGCUCCCACAGCUCAUCGUGGACAGUGUCACUGAUUCCGUGAUUGGAUACAACGGCGACGUGACGGGCACGCCACAUAUCUCUCCAGAUGGACACUACCUUCUCAGCAUUGAUGAUGCAAAAGGCCUCAUGAGGAUCCAGACCAUAACAGUGAGAGGAGAAAUACAGGAUGCAUUUGACAUUCACACUAACUUGCACAUAUCUGAUGUAGCUUUUCAGCCGUCCUUCACUGAAGCUCAUCAAUACAACGUCUACUGCAGCUCCAGCACACAAACUGACGUUCUCUUCAUGGAGCUCUCCUCUGGCAAGGUGAAGAUGGUGAAGAGUCUGAAGGAGCCCAUCAAGGCAGGCGAAUGGCCUUGGAACAGUAAGAACCGUCUUAUAAAAGACAGUGGCCUUUUUGGUCAGUAUCUCAUGACCCCUUCCAAGGAAUCUCUGUUUAUCCUGGAUGGACGGCUCAAUAAGUUAAAUUGUGAAAUCACCGAAGUUGAGAGAGGCAACACAGUAAUUUGGGUUAGAGAAGCAUAAGAAUCUGUGUUAGGUAUUUACUGAGUUAAUAGUUUUACAGUACAUUGCACUUAAAUUACACCAUUCUUCAAAUUUACACUAUUUUAAUUUUAAAUUGUUAGGCCCUUUUUUACCUGUUAUUUCUUUGACAUGUACACAGUUUGAAUCAACUUCCACAGAAAAGUGACUAAAAUGAUGCCUAUUUGAUAAUGGUACUCCUUA